AUGCCAGAAGUCCCUCCCGGAGACAGUCCAACUGAGCCGGGGAACUCAUCUCACAAACUCAGCAAAAUUGAAACACUUAGACUUGCCAAAAAUUACAUAGAACUUUUGAAUGAAAUCAUCCAUGGAAACGAUUCAGUCCUAGCCACCAGGAUGGCUAGCCAACUCAACUGCCAUUUUUCGCGGAGCGUGGUUAACCAUUUAGGCAUAACUCAAAGCAACUUUGUAACAGAUCCUCUUGCCUCAAAAACUCUGACAAAGCCACCUCCGAAAAUACGAGAAGGUAGUAAUAUUGUUAGACAGCAGGUAUCACACAAGAAUCUUUGGUGUUCACAAUUUCCGUGGCCUACUCUGAAAGAGCGGGAUGAGGAGAUCAGUGGCAGAGAGAGGAGAAAGCAUCAGUUUAGUGCUUUGCCACAAAAUCAGCAGAAUCUACGUCAUUCAAAUGAAGAAAAGAGAGCUACAGUGACUUAUAACUUCAUAACGAACGGCAGCAAUAGCCUUAAUCAGAACCGUCAUAAUUUAUCACCAUAUUUUUCAAACAAAACCAGGAACCUGGUUCCAUUUCGAGAAUCAGCCCUUUGGAGUGAACAAGCUUGUCCAUCCUACUCUUCUACAUGUCCGCUAGAAAAAGCAAGCAAUACAGAAAACAUAACUUAUCCAUCCUAUGAAGCAAGGCACAACACAAAUUCAUUUUGCAAUGAUUCGAGAGAUAGCACAUAUCAAAUCAGAAUUAAAAAAUUGGAUAUAACGCAAAAUAAGGCUGAAAGACAGGAACAUGAUAUUUUUCAUAGACUUAAUGAAGAACCAUUCAGCUCACUUAAUUCCGAGACCUCGAGCUCCUUCACAUUAAUAGAAAAAGAUCAUCACGUCCAUCACAGACAGCAGAAUAAGGAGGGAGAACCACCAGAGACAAGCGCAAUCCCCUUUCGAGAACUGGCAAAUUGUACCAAAUCGAACGACUUUCAGGCACCUACUGAUGAUUCCGAAUUAUGCAGCUUGGCGAAUGCGAAGGCCUCAAACAACUCUUAUUUAUCUAGCAUCACUGUUGGAUAUAAUUCUGAUGCUUCAUAUUUCUACCAGAACCAGCCAUGCUUUGACGAUAAAACUCGUUUUCAUAAAUACGUCUACAAUCGGCCAUUUUCUGACGUCAAUAUGCAAGCUACUUCAUUGACAGAUACCGAAUCUCCCGCUAAUUCUUUGCUACCAUACCAAUGUUCACCAAAUUUUCCACUCACUUACUCAUCUUCGACUGUGCAUAGCCUCAUUAAUGCCCAUACCUAUACGAAUCACUAUGCCUAA
Molecule: messenger RNA, 1299 nt
Organism: Protopolystoma xenopodis
Lineage: Eukaryota; Metazoa; Platyhelminthes; Monogenea; Polystomatidea; Polystomatidae
Source: the annotation of a GenBank genome assembly